AGCAGCGAGUCAAGAGCAUUUGCCAUGUGUGCCCUAUUUGUUGUCUGCUUGCUGCUGUGCGUGCUGGGCCUGGGCCGAGGGGAGGAGGAGGAACCCAAUGUGCGCCGCAUUAUGAAGGAGCUGGAUGUGAUACCCGAUGUGCUGAAGGAGCCGCCGCAGGAACUGCUAAAGCUGCGCUUUGAGAGUGGCAUCGACAUCGAGGAGGGCAAGACGUACACGCCCACCGAGCUGAAAUUCCAGCCGAAACUGGAGUGGAAUGCCGAUGCGGAAUCCUAUUAUACGCUCAUAAUGCUGAGUCCCGAUGCCCCAAGUCGCGAAUAUCCCAUCUAUCGCUCCUGGCUCCACUGGCUGGUGGUCAACGUGCCCGGCCUGGAUGUGGCCAAGGGUCAGCCGCUCUCCGAAUACUUUGGCCCGAUGCCGCCCAAGGAGAGCGGACUCUUGCGCUACGUGGCACUCGUCUACAAGCAGUCGGGCAAACUGGACUUUGAGGAGAAGAAAAUGGAGCUGAAAAGCGCCGAGGAUCACAGCAACUUCGAUCUGGAGAAGUUCACCAAGAAAUACGAGAUGGACGCUCCAUUCGCCGGCAAUGUAUUUCAGUCCAAGUGGGACGAAUAUGUGCCAGAGCUGAUGAAGAUGCUGUACGAUAUAAAUGAGUGAGCAGGGAGUAUUAUAGAGCCAAGUAUGGUGAAGGGUUUCUAUAA
This is a messenger RNA of Drosophila navojoa, 701 nucleotides long. RefSeq names its product antennal protein 5 (gene a5). NCBI's taxonomy places the organism in Eukaryota, Metazoa, Arthropoda, Insecta, Diptera, Drosophilidae. The record is from RefSeq and is a predicted model, not a curated record.